Grammomys surdaster is the source of this 1991-nucleotide messenger RNA. RefSeq names its product nuclear RNA export factor 3 (gene Nxf3). Bases 11 to 847 code for a protein of 278 amino acids. The transcript has 11 exons. Lineage: Eukaryota; Metazoa; Chordata; Mammalia; Rodentia; Muridae. Gene Ontology annotation, cellular component: nucleus. Gene Ontology annotation, molecular function: protein binding; RNA binding. Gene Ontology annotation, biological process: poly(A)+ mRNA export from nucleus. The record is from RefSeq and is a predicted model, not a curated record.
AAUUCUGGAAAUGUUCCCCAAGUUACUAAGCCUGGAUGGACAGAAAUCACAAAAACCAACUGUCUGUGGCCCUGAAGAUCAGAAGACCUUACCAAUUUGGAAGGGAAGUUUUUUUGGAUCGGAGUCCAUAAAGUCAAUGGUCCUACAGUUCCUGCAGCAGUAUUACUUCAUCUAUGACUAUGGAGAUCGGCAGGGACUCCUCAAUGCUUACCAUGCUGAGGCUUGCUUCUCCUUAACUGUCCCUUUCAGUUCCAUGGACUUAUCCUCGAUCAGCUUGUGUGAGUACUUCAAGUAUAGCAGGAAUAUGAAGAUUCUCAAGGAUCCUUAUCUGCGGAGGCAGCUGCUCAGGCACAGGAAAUGUGACAUUAUUCACUUCCUUCGUUCACUGCCCAAAACUCAACACGACCUCACCUCCUUCGUGGUGGACAUAUGUUUCCAGACAGAAACAACACUCUGCUUCUCUGUUAGUGGGUUGUUCAAGGAAGUGGAGGACAGCUCUCCAGGGUGUGUUCAUGCCUUCACUCGGAUCUUCGUUGCUACCUGUGGCAACAGUUCAGACCUUUGUAUCAUCAAUGACAAGCUGUCUUUGAGCAAUGUCCAUGGGUUUCCCAGUGCCGCCACCCCUGUGGCCACAUCUUCCUCCUGCUAUUUGCCUUCCUUUUCUCAAGAUCAACAGGACAUGGUGCCAACAUUCUGUACCCAAUCUGGGGCAAAUGUUGAGAGGUCUCAAAAAUGUCAUCAUGAUGACCAGUGGAAUUACAACAGAGCUAUACAAAGCCUUGCUUUACUCAAGGUAAAGGACACGAUUCCAGAGGAUAAGUCCACCCAGACAGGUCCACGAUCCUAAGAAUAGCACACCAAGAAAUUCCUGAGUGUCACUAUCUCAUUUAUUAUUAUUUCUUCAAACCUCUGUUGAGAUUUUGUUCUAAUACAAUAAUUUCCAUGUAAACAAGCUGCACUAUCUAGUUUUAUCCUGGAAGCCAGAGCCUAUCUUGCAGAACACUCUCAUUGUUUUGUGUAUUUGCCACAUAGUUGAAGAUCCAUGCUUCUUGCAUUUUCUUUUAUUGUUUUAUUAAUUUUGUUGAGCAUUCCGUAUUUUUAGAAUAUAUUCUGGCUACUCUCACCCCUCACCCUGUCAUAUCUUUUUUCUACCCCUGCUCAUCCUACUUCUUCCCUAUAAGUUCUUGUCUCAUAUUUAUGUAUUUUGUUUUGCAUUGUGACCCAGGACCAUCUAUGUGACCAUGUGUCUGGAACUAUCCAUUGAGUUAUCUGUGGGUACAUAGUUAAAGACAAUGACUGUUCUUCCCCUAUAAUCCUUAAGUAGCCAGUAGUUUAGAAGAAAGGGAUAGAAUCCUCACUCUGUGGUUGACUAAUGAGAGACCUAGUCUUGUGCAGGCCCAAUGGAGGCAAUCUCAGUUGUAAGAUUGUGAUAGUAUCAGAAAGAUACUAAUGAUGUUGCUGGUUAUGUUGAAUCCCUUCAAAAUCCACUGGAGGAAGGUCAUAUUAUGAGAAUGAGGACCUCCAAGAUAAGACUGCUCUAUAUACUGAAGAGUUAGACUCAACCAUAGGGUGCAGUUCUGCUCCUGUAGACUAUAUACUUUCAUAGGUUGAGCAUCCUCUCUAACUCUGUUAAAACUGAGUGCUAUGUGCCUAAAAUAUUAAUCAAGUAGUUCAUGCAGAUAAUAUUCUUUUACUAGCUAUACACAUUUAUUCACAAUUAAAAACAGCGUAAUUGAUAGGGACUAUUAUUAAAGGACACAUAGAAGCUUGUAAAGAAAAACAAUCCCCAUAUAUGGGAUUGUCUUACUAUAACAAUCCUUGGUAUGAAAAAAAUAGAGUAAGGAAACUGUAAUUGACUUUGUACUUAUAUUGAAAGCAAUAAUAUCCAGGAAACUGAUGAAAAUAUAUGUUCAACCACUAAAAGUACAAAAGUUGCCACAGACACUGAGAUAAUUUAGAAAAGAAAAAUAAAGAUUAUUUUAAGAAAAAGG